This is a messenger RNA of Labrus mixtus (cuckoo wrasse), 1878 nucleotides long. It is a transcript of the gene mrps9, whose product is annotated as mitochondrial ribosomal protein S9. The coding region runs from base 265 to 1602 and encodes 445 amino acids. NCBI's taxonomy places the organism in Eukaryota, Metazoa, Chordata, Actinopteri, Labriformes, Labridae. Gene Ontology annotation, molecular function: RNA binding; structural constituent of ribosome. The record is from RefSeq and is a predicted model, not a curated record. Gene Ontology annotation, biological process: translation. The transcript has 11 exons. Gene Ontology annotation, cellular component: mitochondrial small ribosomal subunit; ribosome.
ACAGUUGCUGUUCCAAAUAGCUCUCAGUGAUUUCUGCAUGAGGAAUAAAGAUUAUUUUCCUAAUCUUUCCAUGAAGUUUGUCUAAGGUGGCAGCUUGUGCUCAUCUAUUCAAGAAAUCCCCACAAACGUCGUGUUAAUCCAUUUCUGCGCUGCCCGGCACCGACUGCACCACAUAUGCAAAACAAUCUGUUUUAUGUGUAGCCUUGCCAGCGUGUUUGGCAGACUGAGACUGAGCAUUUUUUAUUGUGUUAUUUCUGAUAAGUCAUGUGGAUCGGCUGCUUUAAAUCCUGUGGCGUGACAUUUACAGCAGCCUCUCCUAUUGUCACUGAUUUUACAUGGAGGACAGAUGGUGCUCGCAUGCAAACCGGACAGGGCAGCGGAGCCUUACGAGUGGAAAGUGAGAGGGUCUCCAGGGUCUGCAGAAAGUUGUGUCUGCCUGCUGUCAUGGCGACGUCCUGUGUGCGCACCGUGGGAGCUUUUCUCGGGAAAUGUGGGAAUUGCAGCGCGAAUUUUAACACUGUGACGUCGCAGUUGAGCCGACAGGUCCUGAGCAGGCAGAUAUGUGUGAGCUCUGCCCUCCACAGAAAGAACCUGGCGGCUGCAGGGCCGGAGAAAUUCACCCUGGAGUUCAUCCAGAAGCAGGUGGAGGAGUACAACGUGGGGAAACGACACCUAGCUAACAUGAUGGGAGAAGACCCCGAGAACUUCACCCAGGAGGACAUAGAUAGGAGCAUCACCUACCUCUUCCCCUCCGGCCUGUUUGAGAAGAGAGCGCGGCCCCUCAUGAAGCAUCCUGAGGAAAUCUUCCCGAAGCAAAGAGCCAUGCAGUGGGGAGAGGACAGUCGGCCGUUCCACUUUCUCUUCUACACGGGCAAACAGUCCUACUACUCCCUGAUGCAUGAAAUAUACGGCAAAAUCCUGAGCAUAGAGAAGCACCAGGAUCGUCUGAGAGCAAAGGGACUCUUCAGCCAGGACGUCAAGCACAUCUCUUUAGGAACGAGUCGAUGGCUCACAAAGGAGGAACUAGAAUCUCUGCUGGUGGAGACCAUCUCCCCUCAUGAUUACGAUCGCCUUGUUACGCUGAUGGAGCGGCUGCUAUCGAUGCCGUACUGCGCCACAGAGGAGGAGUUCGUCCUGCGUUACCGGCGGCAACUGGAGGCUCAGUCCAGGAAGCAAAUGGUGCCGCCCCUGGAGAAGGAUGAAAGAGGCGUGGCCUUCAGCACAGCAGAGGGCCGGAGAAAAACAUCAGAGUCGUCUGUUGUUCUACGAGACUGUGGCUCAGGACGAAUCAGCAUCAACGGUCAGGAUUACCUGCACUACCUCACCAUCCUUCAGGACAGAGAGCAGCUGAUGUUCCCGCUGCAGUUCAUGGGAAUGCUGGGACGCUUCGACCUGGAGUGCAGCGUCAGCGGAGGAGGACGGUCGAGCCAGGCGGGGGCGCUGCGGCUCGCCGUGUCCAGAGCGAUGUGCAGCUUCCUGUCGGAGGGCGAGGUGGAGACCAUGAGACAAGCUGGUUUGCUGACUCCAGACCCCAGAGUGAGGGAGAGGAAGAAGCCGGGCCAGGAGGGCGCACGAAAGAAAUUCACCUGGAAGAAACGCUGAACAGGAAAAAUGGUGUCACCUGAACUCAGACAUGGAAACAUGACUGACACUUGGAGUCCAUCUGAGCAGAUUCCUCGCCUUUGUCCUUUACGCCACGCCGCUUCUGUCCUCAUCCGUGUAGUUAUAAUCUUACAAGAACAAAGUCGUGCUUUACAGGUGGAGUUGACUCUACAGGCUGCAGUGAGCCUGUUCGGCCAGCAGAGGGCAGUGUGUGCAGAUGAAGUUGAAUAUAUUUAUGUGUAUUAAACAUUAAAAUGACUUUUUGACAUAAAAAAA